AAUGGUGACUAAUCCAAUUUGCAGUCUUAUUCUGGAUCUCUAGUUGCCGCUGAGUCCUUAAUCUCUGUGGAGAGUGAGAGAAAAAGAGAUGCACUCAGUCUUAAGCUUGCGUCUGUCUGUUGAUCCCUGUGGUAAUAGUUUCUUAUCUUUCUAUGAAUGAGCAUGGCGGGUAAACACAAGGUCCUCCUCAUCUAACACUUGCAAAACAAGGCAGUGUGAAUGUUGGGAUUUAAACAAAGAACCGGAGUGCGGCUAUUGACAGCUGACUGCAAGAUAGGGAAGAGCUGCGACUCAUGCUGUCGGUCUGACACUGUUGUUGUGUUCAGCUACUCCUGAUCCUCCUCCGUCCAUUCACUUAUUCCCGAGGCUUGCUGGUUGCCGGGGGUUACGCUUGUUGUCGAGCACAAUGUCGGAGCACAUGCAGCUUUCCCUUGCCUUGUGCAGGAUUGGGCUUUAUACGUGUUUUCGGGCACUGUGCUGUAAAGGACCCCCACCAUCUAGACCAGAAUAUGAUGUGGUGUGCAUUGGCCUGACAGGAGCUGGGAAGACCAGCCUGCUCUCGCGGCUCUGCGGUGAGAGCACUGACAACAUCGUUCCUACAACAGGUUUCAGCAUCAAGGCAGUGCCAUUUCCAAAUGCCAUCUUAAAUGUAAAAGAACUUGGAGGAGCUGACAACAUCAAGAAAUAUUGGAGUCGUUACUACCAAGGGUCACAGGGUGUAAUCUUCGUACUGGAUAGCGCAUCAUCAGACGAGGACCUUGAGGCAGCGCGGAAUGAGCUCCAUUCUGCUCUGCAGCACCCUCAACUCUGCACGCUGCCAUUCCUCAUCCUUGCCAAUCACCAGGACAAACCUGCAGCAAGAGCGCCAAAUCAGGCCAAGAGGAGAGCAACAACAGCCGUAACCCAAGCAUUUUGUUAAAGAAAGGAUGGGAUGAAUGUCGUUAUUACACCUUUUGUUCCUGUUGAACACUUUAUCUUCUGACUCAUGCCUUGUCACUGAAAGAACCUCAUGUUCAGUGAGUCAUGGAUGAUCUUUUCUUAUAUGAAAAAAAAAUAAAAAAUUGACAAACUGUAGAAGAUAUCAUUGUCUCCAGAUCGGUUUCUUCUCUUUGUUUAGUAACUUCAAUAAAGCAUAGUAGAAAACAAAGCAAGAACUUUUGUCAGUGUAAAAUGAUUUCAUAGUAGUGUGAAAAAGUAUCUCCUCUCCAUCCUUUUACUUUGCCUAUAGAUGACUAAAUAAAAGAUUAAGUAUUUAAAUUACUAUUUUCUUUAUUGAAGGAAGAUGUUCAAACAAAUGUUGCAUUUCUUGAAAUAUAAUUAACACAUUUUACCAAUUUUUUUUUUUUCCAUUUCACUCACCAAACCCAUGCCCGAAUACAGCCAGACUUGCAGAAUCAAGAAACUACCUAAGUAGGACUUGUCUGACAACAUGAAGUAGGCCAAAAGAUCAUAAAAACUGACAUCAAUGGUAGAUCUAAAGCAAAGUCGACUUGGGUUAUUUAGCAAGAUAGUAUUCCAAAGCAAGUCUAUCUCUAAAUGACUCUAAAAUGUAGCAAAAUCACAGUUUUGGAUUGACCUAGUCAAAGUCUGGACUUAUUGUAGUCAAGAUGUGGUAUAUGGCCUUAAAAAGUAAAUUUGUGCUUGUGAAUUGUCCAAUAUUGUUGAAUUAAAAUAAGUAUGCAAAGAAGGACGGGCCAAAUUCACCAAUUACUUUUUCAAAUGGCACCAGUAAUGUAUUAAAAAACUUUUUGCAAUUUUCUCUUUUAUGAACUUGCAUUUCCAUUUAUUCAGUUAAUCUGAAAUAUGCAAGUGUGAUAUCCAGGACAUACAGAGGCUUUUAAUUGCUAUUCCUCUAAUGGUUUACAACACUUUGAUCUUGUAAUUUAGGCCUAUACAUAUUCUUGCCUAAUCUGUUAAUUCAAUAAUUUUAUAACCUGUUGGACUUUGAUGAAAGACUAUUCUGCUUGCCUAAGUUGUGUAAACGCCUCUGUCCAGGUAACUGAAGAUCCCUUAAACUAAAAAAAAAAAAAAAAAAAAAAAACUGCAACCCACAGUUUCAUUUCUACACACAGAAUGGCGUUGUAAUAUGAACACUACUUAAAUUUUUAUAUGGUAUUGAAAAGUGAGUUGAAAUAUUUGGAGCCACUUUCUGUAUCACUGGAUUCCUGAAUGUCAUUUUCAUUGCAUUUUGGAAUCGGUUCACUGAUGAGGCUACAUGAAUGUGAUUUUUGUUGUUGCAAAUACUUCUUCCUUAUCGAGCUCUGCAGAUCAGUAGAACCAGCAGCUGCUUUGCAGGUUCUUGUUUCUUGUGAAUGUUUGACAAGCACCACCCAAGAAACAAGGUCACAUUUUAGCAGGUCUGAAUUCUUUUGGCAGCACUUUUGGCAAUGACGCGGUUCACAGAUGACUCAACCAUGCUGACCCUCCCCUCGUAAGCAACAACUCUGUUCAUAGAACAAGGCGGCUUAUUUCCCCAAGCAUGCACACAUGGUUGGUUUUCCUGGUGAAGUUUUCUGCAGAGCUUCUUGUUCACUUGGGGUGUUUCUGGCGCUCGUAUAGACCUGUUGCUUGGAGAGGGUGGCAGUAAGGUUGAUGGUAAUGGGUCUCACUGGGGCCCUGUGUGCUGGAGCAAGUGUUUUUUAGGAGCAGCGUUUGGUCUGGAGGAGGCAGAAGAAAACGUGGGACCAAAAUUCCUUGUUGACAUCAAUCUCCUGCCGUUGGGGGGCCCAAGGAAGCUGGGGAGGAAUAGAGGGGAGGUCACCCUGUUGAUAUAACACCUCAACAAAGCAGGUCUGUUUGUGUGGUGGGGGCCUAAUGGACUGCACGCAUGAGAGGCUCUUGUUUUAGAAAAUGCUAUCGGUGUCGUGAACAGAGUUAGAGGUCUUUUCGUUUCUGUUGGCAUUUGAGUUAUCUGAAGAAGAGAUAGAAGACAGAAUGAAAGUGAUGAUGCACGCCGUGAUGGGUGGAAAAACAAUGAACUGAGUCAUAUUGUUAAAUGUGGGAGUCAAAAUACAACAACCACACAGUACACUGAGGAAAAACGGUCAAGCUGUAACUUCUAAUCUUGAAAGCUACAAGAACAGCUUCAUUCCCAGACUGAAGACAGACACCAAAACAUUGAUUUAGAUGAUUUAAUGCACAUUUUAUUCCAUUUUCUACACUAUCAGUCUUUUACUCCCUCCCCCUCACACGCUCAUACACACACAGAAUGUAAGUCAGUCCAGUCCUUAACAAUCCAUUUAUGCUUCUUGUCAUUGUAAGAAAAGCAGUGCCUGGUAGAAAUUUCAGCACAUCUGUUUUGAGUGUACCAAAACUGAAUCUGAUGUUAUUUAUUCAUCAUGACGUGUGUCACUUCACACUGAUGAGCUUUGUUUUGCACAAAGGUGAUUAGUAGUUUUUGCAGAAUUAAGUCAGUUACAGUAACUUUGUGGUAAUCUAAUUGUUCUUUAAACAAUUGUUCCAGCUUUCUGCUUUAUUUUGUGUAAAAAUCAAAUACAUUUUUACCUUUUGUACUAACCACUUUUUUGGUCCUCUCAGUGGGAGGUUGGGCAGAAAUCUACAUUCAUGUAGGCGUGUGUUGGCACAUCACUGCUGGUAUCAUUUGUUUCAUAUUUGUUCUGUGCCUUCAGCUGAUCCUGUGAUUGAAUUUCCUGAUGGAGUAAAUAUUUUAUUUUGGCUGCUGCUGAAGUCUGUUGAAUGAAGUCAAAUCAAGUCAUGAGCACAUUCUACCAUUUGUUUU
Gambusia affinis (western mosquitofish) is the source of this 3739-nucleotide messenger RNA. RefSeq names its product ADP-ribosylation factor-like protein 15. Gene Ontology annotation, molecular function: GTP binding; GTPase activity. The record is from RefSeq and is a predicted model, not a curated record. Bases 407 to 919 code for a protein of 170 amino acids. The transcript has 5 exons. NCBI's taxonomy places the organism in Eukaryota, Metazoa, Chordata, Actinopteri, Cyprinodontiformes, Poeciliidae.